AGAAGCUUGUAGUGAGUGAGAAGGUACAAGAGCGUGACGACUGAGUUUGUGUUUCACUCAUGAUAAGCGAGCAAACUAAUGGCGUCUUAUGCGCAGUUUACAUAUUCUUCUGUGACCUCUGCCCCGCUGCUCGCCCCUUCAACAUCGGCACCUUCGCCCUCCACCUCCUCUUCACCUACAACGAAUUCUUGUUGUGAUGGAACUAGGACGGUCUUCACCGAUCCAACGACAGGACAAGCCCUAUGUUCCUGCCAAUAUCCGGCAGCACUGCUUUCAUCUAGGAUAGCUGCAGGUUUAGGAUCCGACUAUACGUCUUCCUACGCUUCAUCACAGUCCUAUGUCAAUCCUUUCACGGAUUCCUUUUACGGACCGUUGACGGCUUCUGCUUAUGCGGCCGCUGCAGCAUCAAAUGAUCUUAAAGACGCAGCUUCUUCCGACACGGUUUGGAGAUCGAUUCCUCAACCUGCAGCCUAUUCCUCACCUUAUCAUUACGACGCUGCCAUGACCCCAUAUGCCUACAAUGGUUACGGUGCCGUUGAUUUAAACGCCAAGCGUAAAAAUGCUACGAGAGAAUCGACAAAUACUCUAAAGGCUUGGUUGUACGAGCAUAGGAAAAAUCCUUAUCCUACGAAGGGUGAAAAAAUCAUGUUGGCAAUUAUAACGAAAAUGACGUUAACCCAAGUUUCUACUUGGUUUGCCAACGCUAGACGGAGAUUGAAGAAGGAAAAUAAAAUGACUUGGUCACCUAGAAAUCGUUCAGGAGACGACGCCGAGAGCGAGGACGAUGACAAAAGUAACAAUAACGAUGACAAACAGGGGUCGGAUAUAAUAAGCAUCGAUGGAGAUAGGAUAGAUAACGAAAAGGCCAUUAACGGCGAAAAGACAGAGAGUAAUAAAGAUAAGCCGCGAAUUUGGUCUCUAGCCGACGUUGCAACUUCAUCGAAUCCACCAUCUAGCUCAACAGCAAGGAUUCAAUUAGGUAAUUCAUGGAGUACAUAUGGUCUAACUAAACUACGGCUACCCUCUAAUUUUCACCGACCUAUGGAGGCAGGGAACUCUGUGAACGAGUGCGAACCUGGAGAAAUUAAAAUCUCUACCCCAAAGUCUCAUUUUUCAACGAAUAAUUCAAUAAGAUUAGGCAAAACAUAGGCUAAAAUUUCAACUCGACGCGAUUAAAUGUCCGUUCGUUAAAAGCAACUUGGCGUCUAUGGAAUGGCGCACGGAGUCAUUGACAACCUGACUGCUAUAUGUAUACAUUUAAAUUAAAUAAUUGUAUUCUUGUAAUAUAAUAUCUGUACUAUGUGGAAAAAAAAAACUAAUGGUAUCUAUAUAUAUAUAUAUAUAUAUAUAU
Dimorphilus gyrociliatus is the source of this 1351-nucleotide messenger RNA. The record is from the annotation of a GenBank genome assembly. NCBI's taxonomy places the organism in Eukaryota, Metazoa, Annelida, Polychaeta, Dinophilidae.